Suillus clintonianus is the source of this 1260-nucleotide messenger RNA. RefSeq lists its product as uncharacterized. Lineage: Eukaryota; Fungi; Basidiomycota; Agaricomycetes; Boletales; Suillaceae. The transcript is spliced from 6 exons. The coding region runs from base 1 to 1260 and encodes 419 amino acids. The record is from RefSeq and is a predicted model, not a curated record.
AUGCCCGAGAUGAAGACUACAGCAAGGAAGUCCACCGGAGGAACCGCAGAACGAAUGUUGCUCUCAAGCACCGUCGACCAUACUUCAGUUGCGCAGACUCAAGAUGUAGAUGAGGAUGAAUUGGAGCAUAACGAUUUCUGCAUCGUUUGCAGAGAUGGAUCAAGCAACAGAAUUUUUUGUUGUAACGAAUGUCCGCGGGUCACUUGUAUCGAGUGCUUGAACAUUCCCAAGAACUGCCAAGCGGCGGUGACGGCUGCCGACGUCUCCUUCAUUUGCAUCGUCUGUCACGUGAGGGAGCAAAAGGACAAUGAUAUUCCAGCGCCUUAUUUUGGAUUUUACAAGGACGGAAUUCCCUUACUGGCAGAAUUCCUGCCCAUCCUCGCCGCCGUCGAAGUGUCGCUUAAAGGAGAGAUGUCUGCAGUACCCGUUCUGUUUCUCCAUCUCAAACUCGUGAAUUUCGACGCAAACCAGUGGGCCAUUCGAACUGGCCUACCAUUUCCUCGAACCCUCGCCACAUAUGAACAAGACGUCGGCAAGCUUUUGAACGACCUCCUGCCUCAGCCGCGUUGGACUCGCGUUGUGAUUGCCAUUACGAAUCAUUCGGACAGCGACAGCGGGGAUCUCUUUGCAGGAUACCGAGGCAAGAACUACAUUUCUGCGACGGUACAAAAUUUCCUUGACGUCCUCUUCAAACCAUGGAAGGCUCUCCUCGAUCGUGCACAGGAGUCCUAUCUCUGGCUCUUUUGCUGCGGCGCCCUUGUCAACAAACCUAAGUCCUCCGCUGCAUUACGAACCUGGGUCGACCGUAACCCAAUCACUGCAGCCAUUGCCUUUACCGCAGUCCGAUUCCAGCCCGGUUUCACAUGCCAUCUGCUACUUGCAUUCGCAGAGCUCGUCCUUAUCGAACGAUGGGAAAUCGGCAUCGCAUUUCCUCACAUGCUUGGCCAAUCCAACCGACUUGGACGGCACACCGAUAUCGUUUUAAUGCUGAAGAAGAACAGGGAGUUGGGAUCGCUUACGGUGGUAAAAUUUAGCUGGGCGAAUGUCGACAACCGUCCUUGGGGGCAGUAUUUGCCCUUCCAAUGUCCAGGAUGCGGAUGGGCACAGGCUUGGCGAUCUGCGAGCAAGGCAAGGGUUUAUACUUAUGAGUGCAAGAACGAUCAUUGCGGACAGACGUUCACAUUUCAUCAACCUCGUGGAUCAAAGAUGUUGCCACAGGGGAAGACGGGCAGCAGUUGCUGGCUAUCUAUUCCCCUGUAA